Molecule: messenger RNA, 1310 nt
Organism: Ctenopharyngodon idella (grass carp)
Lineage: Eukaryota; Metazoa; Chordata; Actinopteri; Cypriniformes; Xenocyprididae
Exons: 16
Coding region: 81-1244 (387 amino acids)
Source: RefSeq, a predicted model, not a curated record
UGUUUUCUGUGGUCUAAUGUGUUACUUCCUAAUUCAUCCAUUGUUUGAGUUUCAUUCUCUCUUUUCUCAUACUCGCUGUAAUGGAGUUGUUCAUCUUCAUUGCUUUUCAGCUUCUUAUAGAGGUUCAGUCUCACAGUUCACUUCAGAAACCCUUCAUCAGUUAUAAUAGUGAUGAUGUCCAGCCCAUCAUAUCAUGUGAAAUACCACUUCCAGUCAGAGCUGAUUUCACCUGUAGUCUCUACACUGAGGAUGAUCUUCUGCACUCUCAGAAGAGACAGUCUGGAGAACGUCUUUGUAUGUUUUAUGUAACUCCUGGUGAACUCUUCACACGAUCAGAGAACAGACAGCUGAGCUGUGAUUAUUCACUCAACACUGAACCUGAGAUCAGAUCACCGUGCAGUGAAACAUACACCAUCAGAGGUCAAAAAUCAUCUCCUCACUCUGAUCCAGUGCCAGUGACAGUCCAAAGUUCAACAACAACCACCACAGCACGUACUAUUACAACAGCCACUACAAGUAACAUUCAUUUCAUGUUAAACCUGAUAACAAGCAAGGCAAAGGAAACCAUGUUUUCCAUUGUAACCUCUACUCUGCCAGAUAUCAGAAGUAUGUCAGGACAUGUUUCAACAGAAACAUCCACUCAAAAAACUUCACAAACAAAGACAGAAAUAUCAACAACGGCUGUCAGUUCCACCACUGAAACCCCGACAUCCACCAGAACUGCGGUUUCUAGUGUUCACACUUCAACAACUGGUCCUAACGAUCAUCCACUCACACCACUACACAGAGAAACAUGGUUUAUAGUUCUGGUUUCCACUGGUGUUGGUGUCAUUUUGACUGGAUUCAUCUGUCUGUGUCGGUUUGCAAGUAAAAAAAGAAGAAAACACAAUAAAAUGAUAUCAAUAAGAUCAGAUGUGCCCAUUCAAGAAAUUGGUAUGAGUUCUGGACCUGCAGAGACAUAUUCUGUGAUCACUUCUGUACCAGCCACAUCUCAGCCCAUAUCUGUGGGCCUCGAACACCCAGAUUCCCAUCAGGACAACACACCAGAUCCCACAGCGACUUCCUCUUUCAUUAUGUCUGAAAAUUCAAUUUACCAACCCUCAGAAGAUUUGGUCAAUACUCAACAGAAACAGGGAAAUACAGAGGAAAAUGAGGAUGUUUACCACCUGUACUGCACGAUCCCUGACAAACCAGUUCACUCAAAUGCAGCAGAUCAAGUCUACAGUUUGGUGAAGAUGCACUGACGAGUCUCAAGUCUUGUUUCAUAAUGUACAUUCAUUAUAAAUAAAAUAUCUUUACUUGCUUACAAA